Molecule: messenger RNA, 816 nt
Organism: Cynocephalus volans (Philippine flying lemur)
Lineage: Eukaryota; Metazoa; Chordata; Mammalia; Dermoptera; Cynocephalidae
Gene: HHEX
Product: hematopoietically expressed homeobox
Exons: 4
Coding region: 1-816 (271 amino acids)
Biological process (GO): regulation of transcription by RNA polymerase II; cell differentiation
Molecular function (GO): DNA-binding transcription factor activity, RNA polymerase II-specific; RNA polymerase II cis-regulatory region sequence-specific DNA binding
Source: RefSeq, a predicted model, not a curated record
AUGCAGUACCCGCACCCCGGGCCCGGGCCGGGGCCGGCGCCGGCGGGGGUGCCGCUGUACGCGCCCACGCCGCUGCUGCAGCCGGCGCACCCGACGCCCUUCUACAUCGAGGACAUCCUGGGCCGCGGGCCCGCCGCGCCCACGCCCGCCCCCACGCUGCCGUCCCCCAACUCCUCCUUCACUAGCCUCGUGUCCUCCUACCGGACCCCGGUGUACGAGCCCACGCCGAUCCACCCCGCCUUCUCGCACCACUCGGCCGCCGCGCUGGCCGCCGCCUACGGACCCGGCGGCUUCGCGGGCCCUCUGUACCCCUUCCCGCGGACGGUGAACGACUACACGCACGCCCUGCUCCGCCACGACCCCCUGGGUAAGCCCCUGCUCUGGAGCCCCUUCUUGCAGAGGCCGCUGCAUAAAAGGAAAGGCGGCCAGGUGAGGUUCUCCAAUGACCAGACCAUUGAGCUGGAGAAGAAGUUCGAGACCCAGAAAUACCUCUCCCCGCCCGAAAGGAAGCGACUGGCCAAGAUGUUGCAGCUUAGUGAGAGACAGGUCAAAACCUGGUUUCAGAAUCGACGCGCUAAAUGGAGAAGACUAAAGCAGGAGAACCCUCAAAACAAUAAAAAAGAACUGGAAAACUUGGACAAUCCCUGUGACCAGAGGCAAGACUUGCCCAGUGAACAGAAUAAAGGUGCUUCUUUGGAUAGCUCUCAAUGUUCACCCUCCCCUGCCUCCCAGGAAGACCUUGAAUCAGAGAUUUCAGAGGAUUCUGAUCAGGAAGUGGACAUUGAAGGCGAUAAAGGCUAUUUUAACGCUGGAUGA